Messenger RNA from Olea europaea var. sylvestris, 1058 nucleotides. Its product is annotated as heme-binding protein 2-like. The coding region runs from base 32 to 667 and encodes 211 amino acids. The transcript is spliced from 2 exons. The record is from RefSeq and is a predicted model, not a curated record. Lineage: Eukaryota; Viridiplantae; Streptophyta; Magnoliopsida; Lamiales; Oleaceae.
UUGGCAACAAAAAUCCUAAGCACUUGGAACCAUGGAAAGCAAGAAAUGGCAGUGGCUCUGCCUUGUGGUGGCACAUUGCAUUGGCCUACUUGCAUUUUCUUUUGCUAUAGAGUCUCCACAAUACAAGAUCCAGCACUCAUGGCCUGAUAUUGAGGUCAGAAUAUACAAAGAAUCAUCAUGGAUUUCUGCACCAGUCCAAGGUGCCAGCACGCCUUUCCAGAAUUCCACGGAAUCCGGCUUCCACAGGUUGUAUCAAUACAUUCAUGGUGCAAACCUCGACUCUAUCAAGUUUAUGAUGACAGCUCCUGUCCUAACCAACAUCAACCAAACAGAAAAUGGAACUGAUUACUAUGUGAAAUUCUAUGUCCCAGAAAAAUAUGAGGCUGCUCCUCCACUUCCCUCACCUGCAUUAAAUCUGCAGGUUGAGAAAUGGAGAACACAAUGCAUAGCAGUAAGGAAAUUUUCUGGGUUUGCCAAGGAUGAAAAUGUCCAUAGCGAAUUUGAAGCUUUUUUAACAAGUUUACGUAAAUUAUUGGCUGGAAAGUCGACCGGUUUAAGAGAUAAAUCUUCCUUCACCAUCGCACAAUACAACGCUUCAUUUCAUCUUUCGGGACGAUUAAAUGAAGUAUGGAUGAACGUAUCAGAGCUGGAAAUUGACGGAUGUUAGUAGUUAUCUGUUACUCCUUUGUGUGUGAUUGUGCGUAAUAGUAGCAGGUACAACAUGAAGUUGGUUCUACGUAAAAAUUAUUAUUAAUAAGUCAAGAACGUUCAGCCAAUAUACUUGGUAUCGAGUACUGAAUUUUACUACUUUUUGUUCUUUCAUAGUUUCCUGUACUAUACCAUCUACCUUACCGAUCAGUAUAAAGCAAAUCUAGCCAAAUCAUAUAUGAACUUUUUAUAUUUGUAAUAGUAUGUUGAACAUGAUUAUUCAGCACACCCAUCAUUUAGUACAACAUUAUUCAUAAUAUACCCAUGCCUUAUAACUUGUAGGUCUCUUGUAAAGAAAUUGGUCCACAACAUUCACCUUUACAUUUCUGGUAUGUGCUAAAUCCUAAACA